AUGACCUCCUCUAAGGCCCUAUUCACACCCACACUCACUGCGAACCUGUCGAGAGCGGCCAGCAAGGGCUUGCUCUGCUCAACCGCCACUUCUACAGGCCUUCGGGCCUGUUGUGCAGGUCUCAGACCGUUCGAUGCCCAGUCAAGACGGCACUUCUCAGUCUCUCGCAGGACACAGCUCGACUUCUUUCCGCCUCCUAAGAACCUCCCACACAUCAAGUUGACUCCUCCGGCAUGGCCACAUCCCGAGGCCACGGAAGAGCAACUCAAGAGCAUCGAGAUUGCUCACCGAGAACCACGAGGAUUCUCCGACCGAGUCGCAUACAACAUGGUCCGGUUUCUGCGGUGGGGCACCGACCUGGCCACAGGAUAUCGACAUGACCCGGACAAGCCAUAUGUGAUGAAUGAGAGGAAGUGGUUGAUUCGGUUCAUUUUCCUCGAGACCGUUGCUGGUGUUCCGGGCAUGGUUGCCGGCAUGCUUCGGCACCUGCGGAGUCUGCGGUCGAUGAAAAGGGACAAUGGCUGGAUUGAAACAAUGCUGGAGGACGCCUACAAUGAGCGGAUGCACCUGCUGACAUUCCUCAGAAUGGCCGAGCCGGGGUUGUUCAUGAGACUCAUGAUUCUCGGAGCUCAGGGUGUUUUCUGCAACGGCUUCUUCGUUGCGUACCUCCUCUCACCAAAGACCUGCCACCGCUUUGUUGGAUACCUGGAAGAGGAGGCAACCAAGACCUAUACGUUCGCUAUCGAAGAUCUCGAAUCGGGGAAAUUGCCGGAAUGGCAGAAUUUGGAGGCCCCUGAGAUUGCCGUCAAGUAUUGGAACAUGCCUGAAGGCCACCGCAGCAUGAGAGACCUCCUAUACUACAUCCGAGCCGACGAAGCGAAGCAUCGCGAGAUUCAUCACACGAUGGGCAAUCUCGAUCAGGCCGAAGACCCGAACCCGUUCGCCUCUGAAUACAAAGACCCCGCAAAGCCCCAUCCCAGCAGAGGUAUCGAGCACAUGAAGGCUACGGGCUGGGAGAGGGAAGAAGUCAUUUAA
Molecule: messenger RNA, 1035 nt
Organism: Cladophialophora yegresii CBS 114405
Lineage: Eukaryota; Fungi; Ascomycota; Eurotiomycetes; Chaetothyriales; Herpotrichiellaceae
Product: oxidoreductase
Exons: 3
Coding region: 1-1035 (344 amino acids)
Biological process (GO): alternative respiration
Cellular component (GO): mitochondrion
Molecular function (GO): alternative oxidase activity
Source: RefSeq, a predicted model, not a curated record